AUGUACGCGGACGAGAUUAAGCCAGGUAAUGUCUUGAGGCCUGACAAGGGCCGCGAGCAGCUGUGCUUCUACUGGACGCUGAAAGAGUUGCCGAGUUGGUUUGUCAGCAGGGACCAAGGUUGGUUCUUCUUCGGGUGCUUCCCGACGAGCAUGAUCGGAAAUGUUGCUGGCGGCUACUCAUUUCUUUUCAGCCUCAUGGUAGAAUGCUUCUUCGACCUGCAGCAGGACAAGCUCAACUUUGGAACAGGCAUCCCCCUGAGCAAGACUUCCGGAAGUUUUGUCUUCAAACCCAAGUUCGGCUUUUUCCUUGCCGACGCCAAAGCUUUAAAACAGCUGUGGAACCUGAGUGGUGAGAAUGGAACGAAGCCGUGUUUUUGUUGUGCUAAUGUGGUAGGCAGGAUUGAGGCCGAGGGCCUUGUCAACCAUGAGUAUUUGGUGCACGUGAGCAGCUGUGAGCAAGACCGCUUCCAGCUGCACACGCCGGAAACUGGUGCAACCAUGGUGCGAGACCUGGCCGCUUUGGCAGGCCGUCCGGCCGAGCAAAAAAAGUUGGGUCAGGUUUGUGGUCUGCAGUACCACGAGAACGGGGCAUUGUGGCAUCCUCGCUUGCAACUGAACCACAUCUCGCAAACCAUGUACGAUUGGAUGCAUGUGCUCGUGACGAGCUCUGCUGUAGGUCAGUACCAGGUGAACGAGUUUGCGAAGGAGCUCAAGCAGAGUUGGCAUGUCAGCCUCGAGUAUCUAGACCACUUCGCACAGACGUUCCAGCUGCCGGCAUGUUACACCGCCCUGCCGAAGAAGUUCUUCCGCGACCGGGUAUGCAUGGAGGCCAACUCCUGCAUCAGGUGCUUUGGCUCCGAGAUGUUGGUUGCGGUGAGGAUUCUUGUGGCCCUGGUCCAGACUGUGCUGGACCCGGCCGGUGUUCUUCCGGAGCACUGCCGCUGCAUGAAGCUGCUGGGAGACAUUUUGGACAUCUUGUCGUCCUCGGUAGCCAGCCCUGCACGCAGGGCCGUGGCUCUGGAAGAGGCCGUGUCGGCACACAGGCCGCUCUUUGCCGAGCUCUACCCCGACUGCCGGAAGCCCAAGUUCCACUGGCUGCACCACGUGCCGGCUCAAGUGCGGAAGUUCGACGCAAUCAUGAGCUGCUUCGCACCAGAGAGGAAGCAUCGAGCUGUGAAAGCCAUCGCCAACCACGUCAGCGGCCCAACGAUCAGCCAGCACGUUGCCCUGAGACUGGGGGCGGAGGUCUUGGAUCUUUUUGGAACAGACACCGUGUGCCGCUCCCACUUCUUGCUUGAGCCCAAACGUCAGGUGCCGUGGGCCAAAGACGUCGUGGCCUCUCUCUUGGGCAUCGAUGUUAUUGGUGUCGAGGCGGCCAGGGCAAUGGUGACGCCAGCUGGUCGCAUCUUCAACGGUGAUGUGGCUUCCUGGAAAAACUGGAUCUAG
Messenger RNA from Symbiodinium sp. CCMP2456, 1446 nucleotides. The record is from the annotation of a GenBank genome assembly. NCBI's taxonomy places the organism in Eukaryota, Dinophyceae, Suessiales, Symbiodiniaceae.